Messenger RNA from Colletotrichum tamarilloi, 6687 nucleotides. Its product is annotated as ATPase. Bases 1 to 6687 code for a protein of 2228 amino acids. Lineage: Eukaryota; Fungi; Ascomycota; Sordariomycetes; Glomerellales; Glomerellaceae. The record is from RefSeq and is a predicted model, not a curated record. Gene Ontology annotation, molecular function: ATP hydrolysis activity; ATP binding; helicase activity. The transcript has 6 exons.
AUGGUCCUGCUCAAGUCAGAGAGUGUCAUUGCCACUCAAAAGAUUGAUCCUGCUCGCGCUUCCCGCCUCUUGAAAGUGUUCAGAGAUGUCACCAAAGGUGGCAAAGCAGUUUCCACGGUAAACGAGGCACGUCUGUUCCUUGAGGCAGUUCGAACGAACACCUCUCCCGCCGCCUGCCUGGAGAUCAUCAUGGCUAGUGAGGUUGCACGCAAUGCCAUCAGCAACAGCAUCCGGGUCGAUUUGUCAAUCUCUUUCAUGAAGGCACAUGUUAUACCAUUCAUUGCCUAUUUGAGCGACCCCGAGGUGAAGAUGAUGUACGGUGGACAGCUUUUUCACCAAGUCCUACUCAUCAUCGCCCACCCGCCAGCCCUCUGGAAAAACCUCCUGAGCGCUUUCCAAGGGUUCCAACUUACCGAAGACGAGCUUCAAGUCUUUGCGUGGCUCUGCUUCGAGCUUUCCGGUCUUUCCGAUAGUAUAAUCGAUACUAUCGUAGAGGACGUCACGAACGCCUUAGACGAGAAGCCGUUUCGCGAGGCUCGGAACCAUGAGACUCGCGACCUCGUCUACAGGAUCAGAAAAGUACUCGCUCUCAGAUCAUCUUCUGGCGACGAGAACCUCGAGGCAGCCGGUGGCCGCCAUGACAAUGACUCUUCGAACUUUCGAGAUAUUUCAAUAUUUCCAACGAGCGACGAGUUCUACUCCAAUGCCAGACCUUUCUAUCGAAUGGCAGCCGAGGUUGCUGCCGCAGAUCAGGUUCAGCGACCGCGUGUUCAUCUGGAUAACCAGUUCCGCCUUCUUCGUGAAGACAUGCUGGGCGAACUCCGUGAUGAUUUAAAAGCAGCUACGGGAAGAAAGAAGAGCAAGAAGAGGGCCCAGAUACUCUCAGGGUUGAUGCCUGUUGGCGUUGACACCGGCGACGACAGGCGAAGCCGUGCUUGUGCGGUCGCGCUUACAUGCCUCGGGGGACUGGAGAUCAUAAAGAAGCUACCGCCGGCCAAAUGCAAGGCCUUCUUUGAUGAUCAGAGAAAUUUCCUUCGACACCAGUCUUUCGGCGCUUUGUGUGGCGAAGACCAUAUUGUCGCGUUCGCGUUCCUGCUACGGGAUGUGGACCAGUUGUCGAAGAAGCCCCCCAUUGUCACCCUGCAGUUCACUGACAGCGAAGCUACUGCAAGAGCUUUGCAGGCACUUACACCGUCAAACAAUCUCAGGUUCGUUCUUGUAGAUACUCCGGUGUUUGCCUACCAACCCGUUCUGGAGUGUCUUCAGGAAUUAACAGAGUUGCCUCUCGGAGAGAGGCUUCUGAGACUUCCAAACGACGAGAAAAGUCAACCACAAGACUCGCUUCAGCAAACCUCUUACGUCCAAGAAUAUGUGAGAAGAUUGGAAGAUAUGAUGAAAAGUGGAUCACGCUGCCUUUCCUUGGGCACGCAGACUUUCCGACUCGAUGAUUCUCAGCUUCAAUCGUUGCUGCAUGCGUUACAGAGCCCUUUGGCACUCAUCCAAGGCCCUCCUGGAACUGGAAAGUCGUUCGUUGGCGCUUUGGCAGCUAAGAUACUGCUGGGAGAUCCGGAAAAGCGAAUUCUGGUGCUGAGCUACACCAACCAUGCCCUGGAUCAGUUCCUCGAGGACCUGAUGAAAAUUGGCAUUUCAUCUGGUGAUAUGGUGCGCUUAGGAUCGAAGUCAACCGAAUUAACUUCAGCCCUGUCACUGGAGAAGCAAUUGCGAAGUUACGCCUACCGUCGAAAUAAUGCAACGUGGGAACACAUCAACGGCAUGAAAGCAGAGAUAGAUGAAGUUCGAAGAGAGAUGGAGUCGGCAUACGACCUUCUCGUCCGGCACAAGGUGGGCUCUUUGGAGCUCUUGAGCUUUCUCGAGUUCUCCGACGAUGACCAGCUAUUUUAUGAAGCUUUUCUCUUACCCGAGCAAGACGGAGGCUUUCAUAUCGCAGGCAAAAGUAACAGGGUCAUGGGUCCCGACUAUCUGCUGGGCCGGUGGAUUAUGGGACAAGAUGCCGGUGAACUCCGACACUUCGUCUCGCCUGGAAGCCACGAUAUCUGGUACUUGUCAAUAGCCCAGAAAAAUGCACAUAUCCAACGGUGGGUCGAGUGCGUUCGCAAGGAACGAAUCGAAGCAGUCCAGAACCUCAUCAAGAGAUUCAAUGGCGCCCAGGAGCAAGUGGACAGGCUGUUCAGAGAGUCCAAAUGUUCCUUUAUGCAAACGAAGAGAGUCAUCGGAUGUACAACAACCGCAGCUGCCAUGUACAAGUCGCUGAUCAAGGCUGCAAAGCCCGAUGUCGUUUUGGUUGAAGAGGCUGGUGAAAUCCUCGAGGCUCACGUUUUGACUGCUUUGCACAGCGACACAAAGCAGCUCCUACUAAUCGGGGACCACAAACAACUGCGACCCAAGAUCAACAACUAUGCUCUAAGCGUCGAAAAGGGAGACGGCUUCGAUCUCAAUCGCUCGCUCUUUGAACGACUGAUACUCCAGGAACACGACCACGUCACACUCCGAAAGCAGCAUCGCAUGCAUCCCGAUAUCUCGGAUCUUGUUCGGAAGAUGACAUACCCGGAUCUAUUGGACGGUGACAAGACCAAGGAUCGGAAGCCUCCUAAGGGAUUUCAGGGAAGGGUCAGCUUCGUUAACCACAGCCACCCAGAAGACCUGGCCGGCGAUAUUACCGAUCGCCACGACGUCGGUGUUGUCUCUAGCAAGAGUAAUCUUUAUGAAGCGCGGAUGGUUCUGAAGCUAGUCAAAUACCUUGGGCAGCAAGGAUAUCGCACUGAAAACCUCGUCAUUCUCACACCAUAUCUGGGACAACUGCGCCUACUCAGAGAAACCUUGAGCUCCCAGAAUGACCCUUGGCUCAAUGACUUAGAUUCGUUUGAGCUCAUUCGCGCGGGACUCAUGACUGCUGCCGCCGGAAAAGUGCCUGACGGAUCAGGAUCAGGAAGAAUCAAACUUUCGACUAUCGAUAACUACCAGGGCGACGAGAGCGACAUCGUCAUAGUUUCUCUGACUCGGAGCAACAAUAAUGGCGACAUCGGAUUCAUGAAAGCGCCCGAGCGGCUCAACGUUCUAUGUUCUCGUGCGAGAGAGUGCCUCAUUCUCCUGGGCAAUAUGGAGACCUUCAUGGCAUCUGGGCACGGAAAAGCGGUCUGGUUGCCUUUCUUCACCUUACUGAAGGAGAAGAAUUAUCUACAUGAUGGGUUCGCAAUCCGCUGUCAACAGCACCCUGACAGGACCGCAUUGCUCAAAGAACCGGACGACUUCGAUACCAAGUGUCCUGAAGGCGGCUGCGACGAAGCCUGGGAGGAUGAGAUUACUCGGAGGCGCUUGAAGCGCGACUUGCAGAUGGAAGUGGAUCGCGAUAUGGCGCAGAAGAAAUACGCUCAAGACCUACAACAGGUAGAAGACGACUUGGAUCGUGAGAGAAGACUUAUGAAGAAUGAACAAGAGGACCUCGAGCAGGAUAAGACUCUAAAAGAACGCAAAGAAGAACUGAGAGCUCUGCAGCAGACGAGGGCUCGUGCUGAGACUAUGAAGGCUGCCAGAGAAGCUCCCAAGAGAGCUCCGGGCACGGGUGCUUUUCCAGAUGAACGAAAACAUACAGCGAGCCCAGCCCCAAAACCCGGAAGCGCAGAGGAAGAGUGGCUGAAUUUGAAGUCGAAACUCGGUGCUAGCAGCAGUGCCAUGGAUCAACUCAUGAAGAUGAUCGGGCUCGAGAGCAUCAAAGAGGAGUUUCUCUCCAUCAAGUCCAAAGUCGACAUGGCGGCGAGACAGGGGAUUUCGUUGUCGACAGAGAGGUUUGGCUGCUCCCUCUUGGGAAAUCCCGGAACAGGCAAAACCACGGUAGCACGGAUCUUUGCCAAAUUUUUGGUGUCGGUGGGUGUCAUAGCUGGCAGUCGCUUCGAAGAGACGUCUGGAUCGAAACUAGCAUCUCUGGGUGUGCCUGGCUGCCAGAAGCUGUUGGAUGACAUUUUGAAUGACGGCGGUGGUGUAAUCUUUAUUGACGAAGCAUAUCAACUAUCCUCAGGCAAUAGUCCUGGUGGCCGCGCAGUCCUUGAUCUCCUGCUCGCGGAAGUUGAGAACCAUACCGGCAAGAUUGUCUUCGUUCUCGCUGGGUACAACAAACAGAUGGAGUCUUUUUUCGCGCACAACCCUGGCUUUUCAAGUCGGUUUCCGAUUGCGAUGAAGUUUGACGACUACGACGAUGACGAGCUUCUGAAGAUCCUUCAGUUCCAGAUUGACAAGAAGUACGGAUGCCGCAUGAAGUGGGAAGAUGAUCUCUAUCUCCGCGUCGCCUGUCGUAGACUUGGACGAGGGCGCGGAAAGGAAGGGUUUGGCAAUGCGCGAGCAAUUGAAAAUCUCCUUUCCAUUGUCUCCAGCCGGCAGGCCAAUCGAAUUCGAAAGGCCCAUCAAGAGGGCGCGAACCCGGACGAUCUCCUGUUCACAAUAGAGGAUUUGGUUGGACCUGAACCUUCAGUUGCCCUCGAGCACAGCAAAGCUUGGGGGAAAUUGCAGACCUUGAUCGGCCUGAGUUCAGUCAAAGAAUCCGUUCGAGCCUUGAUCGAUAGCAUCCAGACCAACUAUAUUCGCGAGCUGGCGGAAGAGCCCAUCAUCGAGUUUACGCUCAAUAAAGUCUUUCUCGGCUCGCCAGGAACGGGAAAGACCACUGUCGCCAAGCUGUACGCGCAGAUCCUGGUUGACUUAGGUCUAUUAUCGAAUGGAGAGGUGAUUGCCAAAAGCCCGGCGGACUUCACGGGUGCUGUACUAGGAGGCUCCGAGGCCCAGACCAAAGGCAUAUUAGCGUCGACCGUCGGUAAAGUUCUCGUCAUUGACGAGGCUUACGGACUGUACGGGGGCAGUAACUCAGCUGGGGGGAAUUCUGACCCCUAUAAGACUGCUGUAGUAGAUACCAUCGUUGCCGAGGUCCAAAGUGUUCCAGGAGAAGAUCGGUGUGUUCUUCUUCUGGGUUACAAGGAUCAGAUGGAGGAGAUGAUGCAAAAUGUCAACCCGGGCCUAAGUCGAAGAUUUCCAUUGUCGUCAGCCUUUGUCUUCGAAGACUUCGAGAAGGCAGAUAUGCGGAAGAUCUUGGACCUCAAACUCAAGUUACAAGGAUUUUCUGCCACUGAUCAGGCCAAGCAAGUCGCUUCAGAGAUGCUCGAAAGGGCCCGCAACCGACCGAACUUCGGCAAUGCAGGAGAAGUGGACAAUCUCCUGAACGAGGCAAAGGCACGUCAUCAGCGACGACUGACAGCUAAAGAAAGCCAUCACGUCUCUACACUUGAAGCUCUGGACUUUGACCACGACUUUGACCGCGCAGAUCGGGCUCAGACCAAUGUUGCCAAACUCUUCGAGGGGACCGUUGGUUGCGAGAAGAUUGUCGCCACCCUUGAGGGAUACCAGGAGACAGUACGUUCUAUGAAGGCACUGAAUAUGGACCCAAAGGAUAGUAUUCCAUUCAACUUCCUCUUCCGCGGCCCUCCAGGUACGGGCAAGACCUCAACAGCGAAAAAGAUGGGCAAAGUCUUCUACGAUAUGGGGUUCUUGGCUAAGGCAGAAGUUAUUGACUGCUCUGCAUCCGAUCUCAUCGGCGAAUACACGGGCCAGACCGGCCCUAAAGUGCAACAACUCCUGGAAAAGGCUCUUGGAAAAGUACUGUUUGUCGAUGAAGCCUACCGUCUUGCGGAAGGACAAUAUGCCAAAGAGGCAAUUGAUGAGGUUGUCGACUCGGUGACGAAGGAUAAGUACAAGAAUCGCCUUGUAAUAAUCCUGGCUGGAUACGACGAGGACAUCAAUCGACUACUUUCAGUCAACCCGGGAAUGUCAAGUCGGUUCCCAGAAGUCAUCGACUUCCACAGCCUUAACCCCGAGAGUUGCUACGAGCUUCUGCUGCAGAUUCUACUCAAGAAGAAGCGAACUCUUCACAGCAAGAAUUCAUCUAAUAAUCUCGUAAUGGAUUGUCUAUCAAGUCCAUCGCCAGAUUUCAAGAGGGGAAUUGUCGCCAUUUUUCACAAACUCACCACAACCGCCGGAUGGGCUAGCGCUCGAGAUGUGGAAAGCCUUGCCAAGUCAAUCAUGAACAUCGCGAUCAAGUCUCGCUGCGACCGACAGGUGACAAUCGACGAAGAUCUUGUGAAGAAAGAAUUCUCCAAGAUGCUCGAUGAGCGCGAAAGCCGGGAGAAGCAGGCAGGGACUAUGCGUGGCGUGCCCAAGCUCGAGCAAUUAUUCCAGCAGAUGUCAUUACCCCCUCGAACACAAAGCUUGCAACCAACAGCUUAUGCACAAACCGCCACCGAAGCCACUGAAGAGGAAGCAGAAUCAGCGCCUCCCGAGUGUCCGGUGGUGGAAGUCAGUGACGACAGUCGGAAAGCAACACGCGAUGCUGGUGUCAGCGAUGAAGUCUGGGAACAAUUGGAGAAGGACAAGAGGGCUCAAGAGGGAAAAGACACCAAGUACCGAGAAAUGCUCGAGAAGAAGCGCAAAGCAGUGGGGGCUGCCAGGGAGGCAAUUCUCAAGGAGGUUAUUGAGGAAGAAGAGCGACGGAAGAAAGAAGAAGAGCAGCGCAAGAAAGCCGCGAUGAUGGGCCGAUGCCCGAUGAAUUUUGAGUGGAUCAAGCAGAGUACGGGGUUCCGGUGCGCAGGAGGUUCACAUUUCAUCUCUGAUGAGGAUAUUGUACGUUCUUGA